This is a messenger RNA of Manis javanica (Malayan pangolin), 2324 nucleotides long. It is a transcript of the gene ZPLD1, whose product is annotated as zona pellucida like domain containing 1. The record is from RefSeq and is a predicted model, not a curated record. NCBI's taxonomy places the organism in Eukaryota, Metazoa, Chordata, Mammalia, Pholidota, Manidae.
UUUCUGAAAAAGUUUGGUAAGGCCAGGCACUCCAGCAUUCAGUCACAUGCGGCAGAACCAGGCACAUGGAGGACAGCUGACUCCCCGGAAGCAGGGACUUGGGUUUUGCAAUGGAACGGAUAUGGCUGCUGUUGCUCCUGACAAUUAGAGUGCUUCUGGGGUCUGCUCAGUUCAAUGGCUACAACUGUGAUGCUAACCUCCACAGUAGAUUUCCUGCUGAAAGAGACAUCAGUGUCUACUGUGGGGUGCAGGCCAUUACAAUGAAGAUUAAUUUUUGCACCGUGCUUUUCUCUGGUUAUUCUGAAACAGACCUGGCCCUGAACGGAAGGCAUGGGGACUCCCACUGCAGGGGGUUCAUCAAUAACAACACCUUUCCCGCAGUGGUCAUUUUCAUCAUCAAUCUCAGCACCUUGGAGGGCUGUGGAAAUAACUUAGUGGUAUCUACAAUUCCUGGAGUCAGUGUGUAUGGGAAUGCAACUUCAGUACAAAUAGGAAAUAUUUCAGGAUAUAUUGAUACUCCAGACCCACCAACAAUCAUCAGCUAUCUACCUGGGCUCCUAUACAAAUUUAGUUGUAGUUAUCCAUUGGAAUACCUGGUUAACAAUACCCAGCUUGCUUCGUCGUCAGCUGCUAUUUCUGUGAGAGAGAACAAUGGUACGUUUGUCAGUACUUUGAACCUGCUCCUUUAUAAUGAUUCAACCUACAGCCAGCAGUUAAUUAUCCCCAGUCUAGGAUUACCUUUGAAAACCAAAGUAUUUGCUGCUGUACAAGCCACCAAUCUGGAUGGCAGAUGGAAUGUCUUAAUGGAUUAUUGCUACACCACCCCAUCAGGGAACCCAAAUGAUGAUAUUCGAUAUGAUCUCUUCCUUAGCUGUGACAAAGAUCCUCAGACCACUGUCAUAGAGAAUGGCAGAAGCCAGCAGGGCCGAUUUUCCUUUGAAGUGUUCCGGUUUGUGAAACACAAGAAUCAGAAAAUGUCCACCGUCUUCCUGCACUGCGUUACCAAGCUUUGCCGAGCUGAUGACUGCCCCUUCUUUAUGCCCAUUUGCAGCCACAGAGAAAGGAGAGACGUGGGGAGGAGGACCACUUGGAGCCCCCAGAGCACUUCUGGAAAUGCCAUCCUCUCUGCUGGUCCCAUCAUUACUCGGAGUGAUGAGACUCCAACCAACAACUCACAACUUGGUUCUCCAAGUGAACCUUCUUUCCAGCUCAACGCCGUCACCAGCGCACUGAUAUCAGGAGUGGUCAUUCUGGGCGUUGUGAGCUUUUCUCUUCUGGGCUCACUGGCCCUUCUGCACAGGAAGGCACCCACCAGUCUGGUGUUGAAUGGCAUAAGAAAUCCAGUCUUUGACUGACUGUAUCAGGUCCCUGCUCUCUGUAAAGAAGGCUUUCCUGACUAUACCAUGUGUGACUAAAGUCAGUGUUCCAUCUGAUUUGACUGCCUGCCAGCCUUUGUUACUUGUAGAUUGAUAGAUUUCACAGUGUAGCUUGUCAACAUGAUGAUAGGGAAAGAAUUUUGAUCAUUUUGUUUUUGUCACUUAUGUAUGUGGUCAGCUUUGUUUGGAAGGCACCAGUAAUGGGUUUUAUACCAAUAAACAAUAUUCAGGACUUAGAACUUACAGGAUCAUAUUUCAUUUUAUUUCACUGUUUUCUUGAUGGUUAUAGAGAGAAAAAGGGGGCAUAGGAAAUACUGAAUUUGUUUCAUUUUUUUCCCCCUAAGCAUUAAAACCCAAUGCAAUGACAUUUGCAUAUUUGGUACUAAAAUGAAAGUUGCUUUUUAUUUUAUUCUAGAUAAUUCCACUUUGUGGAUAUGUUUUAAUUGGAUUGGCCAGUUUGGACACCUGAGAUUUAAUUCCUCAUUCUAUGACCUCCUGUGUCCAAAGGAUACUAAGUGACUCUAGAUAAUUUUUCAUUUAGAUAGAAGUGACUGAGAACACUGGCACAUAUUGACUCUCCUCCUAGGUACACAACUCAGCUGCUGUAGCAUCUGUGCUUCCAGCAGUGAGGCAACUGCAAAGAUUGUUCUCAGUCCAAGAACCAUUACAUGGCAAACCAGCCAUAGCUGUGGGCAGAGAACACUGUCCCCACGGUCCCCACACACAAGCAUAGUGUUCCUAUGGGGGAUUUUAACAACCUGGAUUUUUUUCCCCCAGAACAAAGAAGAAACAGAUUAUGUAUGUUUUGCAGAACAUUGUCCCCAUGAAAAAAAUAUUCCUUUUCCUACAAAUUUCUGAUGCUAGCAGAACAAAUAGUCUGGAGGAGGCCUACUUAUUAAGAUGUCUUCCUGAAGGUAUCAUGAUUGCCAUGGAAUAAAGGGAAUAGUC